Nematostella vectensis (starlet sea anemone) is the source of this 1860-nucleotide messenger RNA. Its product is annotated as fibroblast growth factor 1. The record is from RefSeq and is a predicted model, not a curated record. Gene Ontology annotation, cellular component: cytoplasm. Gene Ontology annotation, molecular function: fibroblast growth factor receptor binding; growth factor activity. The transcript has 4 exons. Gene Ontology annotation, biological process: animal organ morphogenesis; regulation of cell migration; positive regulation of gene expression. Bases 931 to 1536 code for a protein of 201 amino acids. Lineage: Eukaryota; Metazoa; Cnidaria; Anthozoa; Actiniaria; Edwardsiidae.
CGUAGGUGGUAAAGGAAGCGGAAAUCCGUAUUUGCGAGCAAUUUGAAAUCGGCCCGGUGAGUCCCCGACGCGGGCACGGUCUUUGCGUGCGAAAUCGUUAAAAGCAGAUUAACGUAAAGUGCGCCCCGCUCGUCGGUUCUUGUGUGUUCUUCAUUUGAUGUCUAUCGCUGAAAUCUCCAGUGAAUUGAAGUAAUUCAGGUUUUGUUCUUUAAUUGGCCUAGCCUUACAUACUUUAGGAUAAAACCUAACCCUAUGACGGGUUAAAAGGGAUCUUGUUUAGAAAUUUGUAGCAAUUAUGACGACUUUGAAUUGCUAUAUGAUUAAGUUUUGAUUGCGAUAUUUUUUUUCUAACACAGACUUUAAAAGCUGUCUAAUGUAGCAGGUUUAAAUUCGACGCGCUUUUCAAAAGCCUUUCUUUUGUAGCGUGCCGAUAAGCGUAAAUUAGUGUUCAUCAGGAAUCUGAGGCAUUCAAAGCGGUCUUUUUUAUUGAGUCUGAUGCGCCCACAUUUACUAUUAUAAGCUGUGUACAUCCGUACCUCACCAACUCGCAGCUCUGAGCACGAAAUACCAACCGUCAAAGGGCUUCCAAGAGCGACACCCGACCACCGUCGGAAGUAAAAUGUGGCGGGAAAUAAGGAUUGACGACAUGCGCGCGCGGUGGAAAUUCAAUGCUAUAACGGGGCGGCAUGUUGACUUACAGAAGAGGGGCAAUUAUGCAGCGCAAUAUGCAGUCGUCUGGUUUAUUUGGAGGGCGAGACAGACUCGUCACGACCCACAUAAAAAGCGGGAUAAAACAGAGAUUGCUGCGGAAGGGUAAAUGCUCCAGUUAGUGUAUUCCACCAUUGCACAGUGCGCGUGAAAACAAGGGAACUAACUAGACUGCAGACCUAGAAGCAAUCUUCACACAUUCCGCAUAUACAUAUCAACAAUAUGGAACGACUUUGUAUUUUUAUAAUAUCUUUUGUGCUGGUAAUCUGCAAUCUUUUUUCAACUGUUUCCUCCGUCUCUUUGCACAUUCAGAAGAUCUAUCAGCCCAAUCAAGAUACGCCAAGAACAUCGGUAUCAUUCGUCUCCAUAGACGCUGAAGGGGCAUCCACAAAUAAUCAAACAGUAUUCUUACAAAGUAGAACGGGGUUUUUUCUACAGAUCCCUAGAAGGGGAAAAAUCACAGGAACCCUAAAUCGUAGUAGUAAAUUUGUUGAUGUACAUAUGCAGUCUUUAGGGCCAAGCGUUGUGCGCUUCUUAGGUGUCUACUCAAAAUCAUAUCUGGCUAUGAAUAGCGAAGGAGUCCUGUACACUACAAGGCGACCCACCGAUGAAUGUUUAUUCAAGGAAAAGCUGGAGUACAACAGUUUUCACACGUUUUGCUCUUACAAAUACAGUGGACUUAACUCGGCCAACGGAUCCAGAGAGUGGUACCUAGCCAUCAAGCGAAACGGUAAAAUAAAACACGGAGUGAACACGAGUAAGCGACAGAGAGCUGUACAAUUUGUGGUGCUUCCAGUACGAUUGUCAUCCUCAUUAGGGCUGAGCUAAGACGAUUUGAGCAAAUGGAAUUACGAACAGGGAAGCAGGACCGGUAAUUGUCGGUAUAAAGUCCUCAUCACAGCGACUGAUGCGGCGUAAGACUGUGUACUUGAGACGAGAAAAGAGCCCUUAGCCACGUAUCCAGUUCAGGCCCGUACCAAGGGGGGGGGGGGGGGGGGGGGGUACAGCCGCAACAACGCCCCCACAACGGCUGAAGGUCCUCUUUUGAUUCCCAAUGGACGUGCUAUUUGUAGACAAAACUAUAAAACAUAAGUUCACUCUGGUAUGUAGCCAAAUCCGACAAUAAACCAUCCCGUGGAGAUUCUGCAAAGG